Molecule: messenger RNA, 2225 nt
Organism: Pistacia vera
Lineage: Eukaryota; Viridiplantae; Streptophyta; Magnoliopsida; Sapindales; Anacardiaceae
Product: cysteine-rich receptor-like protein kinase 15
Exons: 7
Biological process (GO): protein phosphorylation
Molecular function (GO): protein kinase activity; ATP binding
Source: RefSeq, a predicted model, not a curated record
AUGAUCCUUGUGGUUUUUCUCUACCUCUCAAGCUUUCUGACCAUCACUUUCACAAAUGCAUUUAUCACCCCAGUAUACGUCGGCAAUUCUUGUCCAUCCUCUUUCAAUUUCGCCAUUAACAGCAUUUAUCACUCCAACCUCAAGCUUCUCUUCUCCACUCUUUCCUCCAACGCCACUUUCAACACCUCCAAUGGACUCUCCCAAGUCGUUUUCCGCAACGCUGCCGCAGGCCAAGCUCCUGACGAGGUCUACGGUCUCUUCCUUUGCCGUCGCGAUCUCAACUCCACCACUUGCCAAGACUGUGUUACUUAUGCAACCAGACACGUAACUACAAUUUGCCCAACUGGAAAACUAGCUAUAAUAUGGUACGAUGAGUGCCAUUUGCGUUACUCAAACCAGUCUUUCGUCUCUAUUGUGUCGCAAAAUCCCUCAGUUUGGAUGCCAAACACCGAAAAUGUUACGGAGGCUGACAAGUUUGAUGAUUCGGUGUUGAGUUUUAUGAACGCAGCCGCGAGUAAAGCUGCUUAUUCACCGGAUAAGUUCGUGGGAGCUAAGAAGGAGAAUUUUAGAGUUAAUGAAACGUUGUAUGGGCUUGUGCAGUGCACACAGGAUUUGUCUAGUAGAGAUUGUUUUACGUGUCUUCGAGCGGCCAAUGCUGAUUUACCACUGUGUUGUGGGGGGAAGAGAGGAGGAAGAGUGUUGACUCCGAGCUGUAAUUCCCAGUUUGAAUUGUAUUCGUUUUUUAAUGAAUCCUUCAUUUCAAUAGUAGAACCGGCGUCGGCACCGGAACCUCCACCUGUGAGUCGGUUUCCGCCUGCUCCUGGUUCUGUGACAGAGUCUCAAGGAAAAAGAAGACAAGCAGUAUGGAUUGCAAUCGGGACAAUUAUACCAAUAAUUAUAGUACUCAAGCUCUCUGCUUAUUUCCUGCCGCUUAUAUGGAGAAGAUAUAAAGAGCAGAAAGCAAAAAGACGAGCACUUCAAGUACUUCGCUCAGGAGAUGAGCAAAAUAUUUUACGAGAGAAGCAUGAGGUGGAAUCUCAAGAUUUCCCUAUUUUCCCUUUAGGCCAAAUCUUUGAGGCUACAAGACAUUUCUCUGAUGAAAACAAGCUAGGAGAAGGUGGGUUCGGCCCUGUUUACAAGGGAGUUCUAACAAAUGGUAAGGAAAUCGCAGUAAAGAGGCUCUCAAGAACAUCAGGGCAAGGGGUACAAGAGUUCAAGAAUGAAGUUACCUUAAUUGCCAAAUUACAACAUAAAAAUCUUGUGAGACUGUGGGGAUGUUGCUUAGAGGAAAAAGAAUUUCUGCUCAUCUAUGAGUACAUGCCCAACAAGAGCCUUGAUGUUCACCUGUUUGAUUCAACAAGUGAUAUACAUCUGGAUUGGAAGAGACGCAUGAGCAUCAUUAAUGGAAUUGCACGGGGUCUUUUAUAUUUACAUGAGGAUUCUCGACUCAAAAUUAUUCAUCGUGAUCUCAAGACUAGUAAUAUUUUGUUAGAUGAUAAUAUGAAUCCAAAGAUAUCAGACUUUUGAAUGGCAAGAAUAUUUGGUGGAAAUCAAAAUGAAGCUAAUACUAAUAGAGUUGUGGGAACAUAUGGAUAUAUGGCUCCAGAGUAUGCUAUGGAUGGAAUAUUUUCAGUUAAGUCAGACGUUUUUAGUUUUGGUGUUCUUCUACUAGAGAUUAUAAGUGGGAGAAAAAAUACUUGAUUUUAUCAUUCAAAAGACAGCCAAAGCCUUAUUGCAUAUGCAUGGAAGCUAUGGUGUGAAGGAAAAGCAUUAGAGCUAAUGGACCCAACAAUGGUGCAAUCAUGUGUUCCAGUUGAAUUAUUGAAAUUCAUUCAUAUUGGAUUAUUAUGUGUUCAGGAAGAUCCAACAAACAGACCUAUUAUGUCAUCCCUGGUUGUUAUGUUGGUAAGUGAUACAGUAAAACUUGCUAAACCAACCCAACCUGCAUUUUCUUUUACUCGGACUGGUGCAAAAUCAGAUCAGUCCACAUCACAUGGUACAGGAUGCUCUAUUAAUGAGGUAACCCUUUCAAAUUUGGUACCCCGCUAGACAAUUUUAUAUCAUUUCCUUUCUUAAAAUGUGCGAGUGACUUUACAAAUUUAAUGAAUGCCAUCUCAUUAGAAUCCUUAUGGGUGUGUUUAUUUGCAGUAUGACUGCAUUAAGCGGAUGAACACAUCCGUUGCAGUAUUUAUUUACUUUUUGUCACAUGUUUACCUCCAUUUUUG